GCUGUCAUACCGAUUGUGUUUAAAUAGUGGCCUGUAUUCCACGUGCUCGCUUGUUUGGCCAAUUAAUUUGAUGUUAUUUUUCAAUUUUUAAUUCAAAAAAAUCGAAUAAUCAUGUCCGCAGCAAUAACCGAUGUUGAUAAAAGUGAACAACAUGUUGAUGCCGAAGCAAAUGAAUACAUUUCAGAUGAAGAGAAAAACAACGAUGACGGCGAUUUGAGGCAAGAAUCAAAAGGUAGUAAUGCUAAAAAGAAAAAGAAUAAAAAAAAGAAAAAACAAACGGCUACCGAAUCAGAUACCAUCGCCGAGACUCCUGAUGAAGUCCAAGAAAUUUCAAACAAAAUCGAAUCGCAAUUACAAAUGGACGAUCUUGAAGGUGAAGGUGACGGGCCUAUAGCAAAAUCCAAAAAAAAACGACACCGCAAAAAGAAACCGACUAUCACUUCUCCUCUUGUUCAAACUGAUCCUCCAUCGAUUCCCAUUAAAGAUUUAUAUCCAGAUGGCAAUUUUCCGCUUGGUGAAAUCUGUGAACAUCCUGGUGUGGAUGAAAAUACUGCCAAAUAUCGCAUCACAUCGGCUGAAAAAAAGGCAAUGGAUGAAGCAUCUGAAGAUCAAUAUCGAGAUCUUCGUUGUGCGGCUGAAGCUCAUAGACAAACUCGUCAAUAUAUGCUAGACUACAUUAAACCUGGUAUGACAAUGAUUGAAAUUUGCGAACGUUUGGAAGAUACGGCUCGAAAAUUAAUAGCUGAAAAUGGGCUCGAAUCUGGAUUAGCUUUUCCAACUGGAUGUUCGUUGAAUCAUUGUGCAGCUCAUUAUACUCCAAACGCUGGUGAUAAAACUGUACUUCAAUAUGACGAUGUUUGUAAAAUCGAUUUCGGUACACAUGUUAAUGGUCAUAUCAUCGAUUGUGCAUUCACAUUAACUUUUGAUCCAAAAUAUGAUGAACUUUUGAAAGCAGUCAAAGAUGCCACAAACACAGGAAUUCGUGAAGCCGGUAUUGAUGUACGACUUUGUGAUAUUGGAAAAUCGAUACAAGAAGUCAUGGAGUCUUAUGAACUCGAAUUGAAUGGUAAAUCAUAUCCGAUAAAAUCGAUUAGAAAUUUGAAUGGCCAUUCAAUUGGUCCGUAUCGUAUUCAUGCUGGAAAAACGGUUCCAAUCGUGAAAGGUGGUGAAGAAACCAAAAUGGAAGAAGGUGAAGUCUAUGCCAUCGAAACAUUUGGUUCUACUGGCCGUGGAUUGGUGAACGAUGAUAUGGAGACAUCACAUUACAUGAAAAAUUUCCACGUCCAACAUGUGCCCUUAAGAUUGACCGGUUCGAAGCAGUUGUUAAAUGUUAUCAAUCAGAAUUUUGGCACCUUAGCAUUCUGUCGUCGAUGGCUUGAUCGUCUUGGUCAAACUCGAUACCUAAUGUCAUUGAAUGAUUUAUGUAAAAAAGGUAUCAUUGAUCCUUAUCCUCCGCUUUGCGAUGUCAAAGGAUCAUAUACUGCCCAAUAUGAGCAUACGAUUAUUCUACGGCCAACAUGCAAAGAGGUCGUUUCCCGUGGUAAAGAUUAUUGAUUGAUAAUUUAAUACGUUGUAAUUUUUCUUGCUAAUCAAAAUGAUUUCAUGA
This is a messenger RNA of Dermatophagoides pteronyssinus (European house dust mite), 1606 nucleotides long. It is a transcript of the gene und, whose product is annotated as methionyl aminopeptidase und. The record is from RefSeq and is a predicted model, not a curated record. NCBI's taxonomy places the organism in Eukaryota, Metazoa, Arthropoda, Arachnida, Sarcoptiformes, Pyroglyphidae. Gene Ontology annotation, cellular component: cytoplasm. Gene Ontology annotation, biological process: proteolysis. Gene Ontology annotation, molecular function: metalloaminopeptidase activity.